Molecule: messenger RNA, 2557 nt
Organism: Kogia breviceps (pygmy sperm whale)
Lineage: Eukaryota; Metazoa; Chordata; Mammalia; Artiodactyla; Physeteridae
Source: RefSeq, a predicted model, not a curated record
UGCUGGUAAUAGUCCGGGUGGGUGCAUACUCUGGAGCCGCCUGGCCCUGUUUCGGUCUCCGGAGUCUGCAGCCUGUGAAACAGGGCUCAGCCCUCCAGCUGCUGAUUAUAUACGAAAGAUACAUGUGCACAAACCAGGAUGUCGAAAACUGGAGCAGCGCUGCUGGAUUUGAAAAAAGCAAUCAGUGUUUGGUGCGUGGCAUUGGUUGAGAUCGCCCAGGCAGUUUCUCCUCUUGAAGCACGUUCAGACUUGAAGGUUGUCGGAGCACUUAGGACUUGGCUUGUGCGAUGGAUGCCGAAGUUGGUUUGGUAUUCCUUUAGAAUAUGUAAGAGCUAAGAUAAAAUCCAGACGUUUAGAAUGGCCCCUAAUAUUUUGGCCGCAGUUACUGAAUACAGACAUUGAAGCUUGGGACAAGAUAUUUAUCUAAUUUCUGUGGCUAAAUUAAAGAUCUGCCAUGACGCCGAAGAAAGAGACUGAGUUUGUCAUUUUCACCUGAAGGAAAAUGAUAGACGAAAACCAAACCUGUGGUGUGGGGCAGGAUCCCGUGCCCUACACGACGUGUCUGAUGCACGUGCUUGAAGACUGGUUUGGGGCGGAGCAAUUGGAGGAGUACUGGAGUUUUGCAAACUAUCUCUUGUGGGUUUUUACACCACUCAUACUCUUAAUUCUUCCUUACUUCACUAUCUUUCUUCUCUACCUUACUAUUAUUUUCUUACACAUUUAUAAGAGGAAGAAUGUAUUAAAGGAAGCUUACUCUCAUAAUUUAUGGGACGGUGCCAGGAAGACGGUGGCAACGCUGUGGGAUGGACACGCGGCCGUCUGGCACGGUUAUGAAGUUCAUGGGAUGGAAAAAAUACCAGAAGAAGGACCAGCACUGAUCAUUUUUUAUCAUGGAGCUAUUCCCAUCGAUUUUUACUACUUCAUGGCUAAAAUUUUUAUCCACAAAGGCAGAACUUGCCGAGUAGUAGCUGAUCACUUUGUUUUUAAAAUUCCAGGGUUUAGUUUAUUACUUGAUGUAUUUUGUGCUAUACAUGGACCAAGAGAAACAUGUGUUGAAAUUCUGCGGAGUGGUCACUUGUUAGCUAUCUCACCAGGUGGUGUUCGAGAAGCCCUGAUUAGCGAUGAGACCUACAACAUCGUGUGGGGUAAUCGUAAAGGCUUCGCUCAGGUUGCAAUUGAUGCAAAAGUGAUGAGGAAACUCAGGCACACAGAGAUGAAGGGAUGGAGGGACCCUGUCACACAGCAAGUCAGAAGCAGAGCUUACAGUUCAGGACCGCAGGCAGCUGGUACACUUCACAGGUUAUUUAGGUGGCUGUAUGAGAAGUUCCGCUAUCCAUUUGCUCCAAUGUAUGGAGGUUUUCCAGUGAAGUUACGCACCUAUUUAGGUGACCCCAUUCCAUACGAUCCAAAGAUCACAGCAGAAGAACUAGCUGAAAAGACGAAGGAUGCUGUUCAAGCUUUGAUCGAUAAGCACCAAAGAAUUCCUGGAAACGUUAUGAGUGCUUUGCUAGAACGUUUUCAUAACAAACAAAAGAUCAACUAGAAGACUCUUUAAUACAUUUAUAUUAAUAUGUUUAUGUCUGUAGGACUGUUUUCAAAAUUUUGUGGGUUCUAUAAUUAGUAGUUUUUUUAAAAAAUCAUGUUAAUAAGCAUCUUUCACUGAACUUGUUUAACAUUGUAUUGUCAAUUUCGUUUCUGCAAUCCAUUGGGUCAGAUUUAAACAAUAACUCAUUACAUGCCUAAUUAUUCAGAAAAUGAUCAUGGUUCUUUUUAUCAUUUCCUAAUAAUGUAUCAUCAACACAGAUUCUUAACGUUAAGUUUAUUCUUAACAGCAAUGGAGGUUAAACCAACACUCCUAAAUAACGCAUCUGGUUUCUGUGUCUCUUGCACUGAGCUAGUUUCGUGAGGUGGCAUAACCUAGGGUUUAGUACAGACACUUCAGUUAGGAAAGAAAACGCUCUUUCCUCGGCCUCUCAUUCCAUUCAUGACCUUGGGCAAAUCACAUAAUGUUUUUAUGCCUCAACAAUUCAAUGUUUAAAAACACGUUAAGACUUUGGUGAGGAGUAUUGUUUUAAAUUCUUUAUAUUUGCUGUGAUUGAUAACUGUAGAACGAAAUUAUAACUGAAUUAAUUAAACAAUACCAAGAUCUUUUAGAAGUUUAUAUAUAUAUUUUGUCCAUAGGAUGUUUAAAUUAUUCCUUCAGGUAUGAUGUCAAGUUGCCAAGGACAAUGAAAAAGAUGUACUGUUUUUCAAAUUGAGUAAAAAAGAAAUUAGGGAAAGUGAAAUUUCUAAUUAUUGUUAUUAUUCUUUCUAGUGUUAUAUUUUUAAUGAGACUCUGUAGACGAGCCGUACAGGGUGUGUUGUGUAUCGUCAGCCCUAUGAUAGGCGUUUAAUAGUGUCAGGUUAGAAAUCACAGUUGUGCCCUGCAUCUCAUAUGUUAGAAGCUGAUUCUAGGCCGAUGAAAGCACAGAGAGAAAGCUCUGCUUUUGCUCAACAUCAUGGCUUAUUCAGCUUGACCUUGCAACCAGUCAGAUGGUUUAUUGUUUCAAUAAAAAUA